Kuraishia capsulata CBS 1993 is the source of this 618-nucleotide messenger RNA. RefSeq lists its product as uncharacterized. Gene Ontology annotation, molecular function: structural constituent of ribosome. Gene Ontology annotation, biological process: translation. Gene Ontology annotation, cellular component: ribosome. The transcript has a single exon. The record is from RefSeq and is a predicted model, not a curated record. Lineage: Eukaryota; Fungi; Ascomycota; Pichiomycetes; Pichiales; Pichiaceae. Bases 1 to 618 code for a protein of 205 amino acids.
AUGGGCCAAGAAGUCGAGGGUGAAGGACUUGGUGACGAGUUCAAGGGCUACGUCUUCAAGAUCACCGGUGGUAACGACAAGCAGGGUUUCCCAAUGAAACAAGGUGUUAUGCACCCAACCAGAGUUAGACUUUUGUUAGCCAAGGGUCACUCCUGUUACAGAACCAGAAGAGCCGGUGAGCGUAAGAGAAAGUCGGUCAGAGGUUGCAUCGUCGGUGCUGACCUUUCCGUCCUCUCGCUCGUUGUCGUCAAGCAAGGUGAGCAGGAGAUCGAGGGUGUCACCGAUGCCUCUAUCCCAAAGAGAUUGGGACCAAAGAGAGCCAACAACAUCAGAAAGUUCUUUGGUUUGACCAAGGAGGAUGACGUUAGACAGUUCGUUGUCAGACGUGAGGUCACCAAGGGUGAGAAGACAUACACCAAGGCCCCAAAGAUCCAAAGAUUGGUUACCCCACAAAGAUUGCAGAACAAGCGUCGUCAACACGCCUUGAAGAGAAAGAACGCUGUUGCUCAACGUGAUGCCGCUGCUGAGUACGCUCAACUUUUGGCCCAACGUUUGCACGAGCGUAAGGCUGAGAAGGCUGAGAUUAAGAAGAGAAGAGCUUCGUCUUUGAAGAACUAA